AUGCCCUAUUUGAAACUUCGAGAUGGUGCCGAACUCUUCUACAAGGACUGGGGCAACCCCAAAGGAGAAGUAGUGACUUUCUCACACGGAUGGCCUCUUAGCAGUGAUAACUGGGAGAGCCAAAUGGUCUUCCUGGUUAGCCAUGGCUACCGUGUGAUUGCUCACGACCGGCGUGGCCAUGGGCGUUCAACACAGAAUUGGACUGAUCAUAACAUGGAGAUAUUUGUGGAUGAUCUUCAAGAGCUUUACAAGCAUCUCGACAUCAAGAAUGCUAUGAUAGUCGGACAUUCACAUGGCGGAGGCGAAGUUACUCGUUUUCUUGGAAAGCACGGCACAAGUCGAGUAAAGAAAGCUGUCCUUGUUGGAGCGAUACCGCCUUUCAUGUUAAAGAGCUCAGCCAAUCCGGAGGGAACCGAAAAGUCUGUUUUCGAUUCAUUCAGAGAGGCGAUGAGCAAGGAUCGGGCUCAAUUCUUUUUGGACGUUCCAACUGGGCCUUUCUUCGGAUUCAAUCGACCUAACGCGGCGAAGAGUGAGGGUCAAAUUCGAAGCUGGUGGGAGCAGGGUAUGAGAACGAGCUUCAAGGCAUCAUACGAUUGCAUCAAAGACUUUUCGGAAACGGACUUCACCAAGGACCUCAAAAGCAUCGACAUUCCAGUUCUCGUUCUUCAUGGCGAUGACGACCAAGUUGUGCCCAUUGGCGCGGCUGGACUGAAGUCGGCAAAGCUUCUGCCCCAAGGAAAGCUUAAGAUUUAUCCUGGAGGGUCUCAUGCGAUUCACAACGUCAACGUUGACGAGGUGAACAAAGAUUUACUCGAUUUCAUAACGUCUUGA
Messenger RNA from Penicillium cosmopolitanum, 831 nucleotides. Its product is annotated as alpha/beta fold hydrolase. Gene Ontology annotation, molecular function: catalytic activity. The transcript has a single exon. The coding region runs from base 1 to 831 and encodes 276 amino acids. NCBI's taxonomy places the organism in Eukaryota, Fungi, Ascomycota, Eurotiomycetes, Eurotiales, Aspergillaceae. The record is from RefSeq and is a predicted model, not a curated record.